Molecule: messenger RNA, 273 nt
Organism: Echinococcus granulosus
Lineage: Eukaryota; Metazoa; Platyhelminthes; Cestoda; Cyclophyllidea; Taeniidae
Exons: 2
Coding region: 1-273 (90 amino acids)
Source: RefSeq, a predicted model, not a curated record
AUGCUGCGUGAGGGGCACCCAAACAGCCAGCAGUGGCAGCUAACCAUCGCCGGUCAACGUUUGCACAAACAACUGGACGACGCUGGAAACGAGGGACAGCGGUACAGUCCCGCCAGUAUACUUAUCCCUCGCAGACUCGGAAAGAAUACAGGCAGCAUACCACAUUACCCGCGUGCAUGCGUCUCCGUUCCCUGUGAUAGAAUUCCACGUGCAGCACCUGUACCAACAAAUGCCAACCUGAAGCACAUCCCCGGACCUGUGAAAACGGAAUGA